AUUUGAUGUGGGGUUCCCCUUUGUAUGCUGUGAAUACCAUUGGUUAAUAGAGAAACUGUCUUGGGCCUGAGAAUGGAAUAGAGUUGCCUGGUGUUCAGUAUCACCGUUGUGAUGGUCAGCAGGCGUGCCAGCCGGCAGCUAGGAGGCUUUACUUUGGCUACACUAGCGUGGGUCCUGUGCACUGUCUCUAUGUGCCUCCCGCAGUGGCGAGUGUGGUGGUUUCAGGAGCCCGUGGAUUCCAAGCCCAGAAUGACUUUAGUGGGGAUGUGGAAAGUCUGUGUUUACCACCAGGAAGGCAAUUCCAACAUUUCCAAAGUGUGUUACAAAUAUAACUACCAGGACAGCUUCAUCCCUUUGGAUCUUCGAGUGGCUCAACACCUGCUACUGAUCUCCAGCUUUCUCGGCAUGAUUGCCGCAGUCAUUGUCAUCGUGGCUCCUCGGAAAAUUUACUCAGGGAGACUCCAGAAGAAAACUACCUUCAAUCUAUUCAUCAUUCCAGGGAUUCUGAACAUCACUGCUGGCGUCUUUGUCUUCUUUACUGUCUUGUAUAAUUAUUUAUCCAUCAUUCACAUGGAUGGAAUUGCCUUCCCCCCAUCUUUCCGCACACCCUCCAUCCCAGAUACCCAGAAAGUGGGCACUGCUUUGGCAAUGGCAACCCUUUCUUCCUUCUUAUAUCUAGUGGGUGGCACAAUUUUCCUUUCUUUCACUCUUCCCCGGCACCCCCAAAUGUGUUCUAACAUUAGAAUAUAACUUUCGAACUUGCAUAGACUUUAAAAUCCAAAAUCGCAGGGAGUAAUCACAAGUAUUCUUCAGAUACCUCCCUAAAAUAU
Molecule: messenger RNA, 830 nt
Organism: Alexandromys fortis (reed vole)
Lineage: Eukaryota; Metazoa; Chordata; Mammalia; Rodentia; Cricetidae
Product: claudin-34-like
Exons: 2
Coding region: 112-750 (212 amino acids)
Biological process (GO): cell adhesion; bicellular tight junction assembly
Cellular component (GO): plasma membrane; bicellular tight junction
Molecular function (GO): structural molecule activity
Source: RefSeq, a predicted model, not a curated record